Clupea harengus (Atlantic herring) is the source of this 5331-nucleotide messenger RNA. It is a transcript of the gene rimbp2b, whose product is annotated as RIMS-binding protein 2-like. Gene Ontology annotation, biological process: neuromuscular synaptic transmission. Lineage: Eukaryota; Metazoa; Chordata; Actinopteri; Clupeiformes; Clupeidae. Gene Ontology annotation, molecular function: protein binding. The coding region runs from base 299 to 4987 and encodes 1562 amino acids. The record is from RefSeq and is a predicted model, not a curated record. The transcript is spliced from 25 exons.
GACUGAGAUCAACAAGAAAAGAAAGGAGUGUGACGUGCUUGAACAGGAGGUGAAGAAAAAGAGUCAAACAUGCCAGACUCUGGAGAGCGAGCUCCAAGAUGUUCUUGAGGAAAAGGCUCGUCUGAGUGUGCAGUUGUUCACUAAUACCAAGAAGGCAGCACAAUAUGCGCAGCUGAAGACAGACUAUGAGCUGCUGCGAGAAACGCUGUACACUGUGACUCAGGAGAGAGAUUGCGCCCUGUGGGAGAGGACCAAGCUCCAAGGCAAACUGGAGAACCUAGAGCAGGUGCUGAAGCAUAUGCGAGAGGCUGCAGAGCGGAGGCAGCAGUUAGAGUUGGAGCAUGAAGAAGCCCUGGGCGUGCUCAAUGCCAAGCAGCAGGAGAUUGACCUUCUGCAGAAGGCUCAGGUUGAGGCUCAGAAGGAACAUGAAGGUGCUGUCCAUCUGUUAGAGAACCACUUGGACAGCAUGCAGGCCAAAGUGCGAGACCUGGAGGAGAAAUGUCGAAGUCAGGGUGAGCAGUUUAACCUCCUGUCCAAAGAGCUGGAGAAGUUCCGACUGCAGGCUGGGUUAGAAAUCCUCAGCACCGCCCCCUUAACUGUGGGCGAGCCGCCGGGGUCGCCCAGCAAGACCCUGUCCCAGCUCCUCAAUGGGCUUGCUGCUCCGGGUGGUAAAGGCAAUGAAGCUCCGAUGAGCAGAUCGGUCCUUUCUGAGUUUAUCCGGCCGCUUCAGAUGAGUGCGGAGAAGGCAGAGCUCCUGUCAGUCAAGCCCACGUUCCUGAGCCGGAGCCAGCCAAGCAGCCCACGCCGCGCCUUCCUCUCCGAGCAGAUGGACAAAGAGCGGAGUUCUGCCCCACGCGCCAAGCCCAGGUUCACGGGGAAAGUGCGUCUGUGCGUCGCUCGCUACAGUUAUAAUCCUUAUGACGGACCCAAUGAGCACCCCGAGGCAGAGCUCUCCCUUGGGGCUGGGAAGUAUCUCUAUGUUUAUGGGACCCCGGAUGAAGAUGGCUUCUAUGAAGGAGAAACAUUGGACGGUCAGCAGGGUCUCGUUCCCUCCAACUUUGUGGACUUCAUGCAGGACGACGAGCUGCCGUCUGUUCCCCCUGCCAGCGGUGGCAGCAGCGGCAUUAGCAGCAGCGGCAUCAGCAGUGGCAUCAGCAGCGCCAUUGGCAGCGUGGAGCGCAGCGUCAAAGAACCGUCCUACCUCAACCACAGCCCUGCUGUCUUGCCCGUCCCCUCCAUGGCCAGCACGGGGCUCUCGGCCAAGGCCACACUCCUGUCGGAAAGCACCCCGAAGCUGGAUGGCAUGGGGACGGGGAGCGCGGCCAGUACCCUCAGUACCCUCAGUACCCUCAGCACCCUGAGCACACUGAGCAGCCUCAGCACCCUGGGCAGCCUGGGGAUGGACUUCACUCUGGGCUCCUGCAGCAACGGCAUGGGGACCCUGGACGUGAACAUCGACGAGAUCGGCGAAGACAUCGUGCCUUACCCCCGCCGCAUUAACCUGAUCAAGCAGCUGGCCAAGAGCGUGAUCGUGAGCUGGGAGCCGCCCGUGGUGCCGCCGGGUUGGGGCCAGGUGAGCGGCUACCAAGUGCUGGUGGACCGCGAGAUACGCAUGAGCGUGCCAUUUGGUGGACGCACCAAGGCACUGAUCGAGAAGCUCAACCUGGCCAUCUGCACGCACCGCAUCUCUAUCCAGAGCAUGACAGACCGCGGGCUCUCGGACGAGCUGCGCUGCACCCUUCUGGUGGGCAAGGAUGUAGUGGUGGCACCGUACUACCUGCGUGUGGAGAACGUCACACAGGCAUCAGCCGAGCUCUCCUGGAUGCCCAGCAACAGCAACUACAGUCACAACAUCUUCGUCAACGAUGUUGAAUAUGACGUGGUCAAGCCCGGCGGCUACAAGUACCAGUUUUACAACCUGAAGCCCAUGACGGUGUACAAGGUGCGUGCCGUGGCUAGGCCGCACCAGAUGCCCUGGCAAUUGCCCGUCGAUCAGCGCGAGAAGAAGGAGAUCUUUGCGGAGUUCUGCACCCAACCAGCCGGCCCCCCCUUGCCUCCUCAGGAAGUGCAGGUGCAGUGUGGGCAGUCACCGGGGAUGCUGCAGGUACGCUGGAAGCCCCCUCUUCUCUCCCCCAACGGCACCUCCAAUGGGGCUACAGUCAUUGGCUAUGCCGUCUGUACAAAAGGGCAAAAGAUAGCAGAGGUGAUGUACCCAACGGCGGACUACGUCACCGUGGAGCUGAACCGCAUCCAGUGUCUUGAGGCGUGUGAAGUCAUCGUGCGGACACUGUCAUCACAGGGCGAGUCCCAGGACUCCCCAGUGGCCUCUAUACCCCACACUCUCCUACGCACCUCAGCCCACCCUGGCCAACUGUCCCCACUUCCUCACACCGUCUCUCACUCGCCAACUCCUGCCCAUGUCCUGCCACACCACCCCCCUUACCCUCAGAGCUACCCCCCCACACACCCGCAGCCCCACGUCCAGCCACCCCCCCAGGCCCAUCUACAGCCUCCGCCUCCCCAACCCCCUCAGCAUCCCCAUCCGCCCCCCCACGCGGCCACUCCUCACCCCCACCCGCAGCCCCACAUUCCCCAGCCGCAGCCGCUGAUCCAGCAGCAUUCGCUCCCCAAGCCCAAGCUCCUGCCAAGUGCCAGAGACAUGCAUACCAAAGACCGGCUGGGCCAGCCAUGGGAGCCCGCACCGCAAGUCCCGCGCGCCUCUUCACCUCUGCCCCCACACCUCGCCCCGUCCUAUGCCCACGCCCACCCCCUCGCCCACCACCACUCUGGACACACCCUGGAGCCCCCCCACUUCCCGGGCCGACGUUCGCCCUCCCCCCAGAGGAUCCUGCCCCAGCCUCAGGGAACGCCCAUCACCAACACUGCGGCCAAAGCCAUGGCUCGCGAGGCAGCGCAGAGGGUGGCCGAGAACAGCCGGGCCCAGAUGGAGAAGAGAAACAUCUUCAGCGAGCGUGGGCACUCACUCAACUCGGAUGAGGAGGAGGACGGCUACGAGUCUCCGCACGCAAGACGGAGAGGUGCCUCGGUGGAUGAGUUCUUACGCGGCUCUGAGUUGGGCAGACAUCCGCACUACAGCCACAGUGAGGAGUACUACACGGAGAGCAGCCGCGGCUCCGACCUGUCCGACAUCAUGGAGGAGGACGAGGAGGACCUCUACUCGGAGAUGCAGCUGGAGGAAGGCCGGCGGCGCAGCAUCAACUCGCACAACACGCUCAAGGAUUACUACCGACGUCAUGACCUGUCGGUGGAAGGAGACAACUGGGACCUGCAGCGGGAGGUGGUUCGGCAGCGCUCACUACGCAGCAAACGCCUCCACAGCAUCCCGGAGGUGGCGGAGGAUGAGGCGGAGGGCGUGGCGGUGGAGGCGAUGGGCCAGCGGACGCGCUUUGAGGACCAACGGCCAGGUGCGCCACACCGGGGCCCCCGUGUCUACCACCAGGACUCCCGGCAGCACAACCGCCUCUCCCCGAGCAACUGCAUCCGGCGGCUACAGCGCCAGCGUUCCUCGCCCCGUUACUCCUCUCUGGAGGACAGGGGACCACCCGCCAGCCCGGGGUGGAUUGCCGGCCGGCAGAUCACAAAGAGCCCAGACAGCGGGCUGGACUGCUGCAGUGAGGAGGAGGGCUCCCUGGGCUACCGUGGCGUGUACUCGUAUGGUGCGGGAAGCCCCAUCCGUGUGGGCAGGGGGCCUAACAUGCGUCUGAUCCACUGCGAGGGCCCUGUUGAACGCCGGGCCCUGGCGACAGGAAGGAAAAGGACGAUGACACGACAGAGCAGCACGGAGGAGGACUACCAGGACGUCAGCAUGGAUAUGCAUAACAGGCGUGACCUGGAGGCCUACUAUCAUCAUCCUCAUUAUCAUCAACACUACCACCCUCAUCCUCAGCGGCGCUUUCAGAGCGAGGGGCGACUGACGGACGUCGGCAGGAGCUACUACAGGGAAAAUAGGGCACACUCUGUGGCCAGACUCAACAGGGGAAUGGACGAGCCUCUGAUUUUAGGAAGCUCCCAAACCAUGGCCCGACUGGAUCAUACAGGGAGGAGGACGGCCCAUGGCUGUGCCCCCCCACCAAGACGUCCCAUGAUGGUUCCUUCUAUUGAGAUCACCAUGGAGAAUAACAGUGAAGGAAGUGAGGGGAACCUCACCUCACCUGUCAAGGAAGAUGUUUACUAUGGCAGUGUAGCUCGGCGCAGGAAUUGGCCCCCACAGCGAUCAGACCCUCGAUAUGAUGGUUAUGGUGGACGUGGUCACCGAUCGCCAGACUACUACGAGUCUGAGCCAGAGGACCUCACUCGAAUAUUUGUUGCCCUGUUCGAUUACGAUCCCCUCUCCAUGUCCCCAAACCCUGACGCUGGUGUUGAAGAGCUUCCUUUUAAGGAAGGCCAGGUCAUUAAGGUGUUUGGUGAUAAGGACACAGACGGGUUCUACCGUUCUGAGAUCGGUGGCCGGCGGGGACUCAUCCCGUGCAACAUGGUGUCCGAGAUCCAGACAGAAGAUGAUGACAUGAUGGACCAGCUCCUCCAACAGGGUUUCCUGCCUCUCAACACGCCAGUGGAGAACAUAGUCAACUGCAACCGCUUCAAAGAUGGCCGCUCAAUAAACCGCAGGUCCCGAAAAUCCAAAAGAGAGAGGAACAGGCGCAGUGGCAGACAGCACCCUGUGUCUACCCACAGGAUGGUGGCGCUGUACGACUACGACCCCAGAGAAAGCUCUCCGAACGUUGAUGUGGAGGGUGAGCUGACUUUCUGUGCUGGUGACGUAAUCACUGUGUUUGGGGAAAUCGAUGAGGAUGGCUUUUACUAUGGUGAACUGAACGGACACAAAGGCCUGGUCCCCUCCAACUUUCUGGAAGAAGUGCCUGAGGAUGUAGAGGUCUAUCUGACAGACACUCCAUCUCGCUACCCCCAGGAUCACCCAUCAAGGACAAAGACCAAAAGGAAGAAGAGUGUUCAUUUCACUCCGUAAAGGCUCAGUGCCCGUCACGUAAGUGAACAACCGAGGAUACCACUGUUACGCUCUCCUCGUCUAAUGCAGAUGACAUGGGUCCCCCUUAGCUCCUGGUACGCAGCAACACACACGUGCAACACACACACACACACACACACACACACACACACACACACACACACACACACACACACACCACACACACACACACAAACACACAGGCAAUUCUAAACAUAUUUACAUUGUUAAACUCUUCAUAAAUAUGCAUCACUUUCUGAUGCACAAAUAGACACCUUUUCCAUUCAGAAUAAUCACUCAUCUGAUUUGAUCCUGAGAUUUCAACAGGGGCUUGACAGCUUAAA